AAUCGUAUCUCAUAAUUCUUACUUAAAAUAUUAAAACUCAUUUUCUAUGCAAUUUCCAUUUGACAAAUCAGUUACCACACCACCAACGACCAAAACAUCAAACAAAAUUAAACCCCCAAAUAUAUUAUAUAGUUUUAUCUAAAAACCAGAAACAUAAUUAGUUUACCCACCUUCACACUUCAAAAGUCAGGAUCUCCCAUCAAAAGGGUCAGAAUCUUCUUAUCUUUGUAUCAUACCAAAGACUAUCUCCAUUACCAUGUGUAUAUAAUAUGAUUCUAAACUCGUAAUUAUCAUAAAUUCAUUAUACUAUAUCCUAUCAUUCAUUUAUCAUAAGCUUCAUAAUUGAUCUUCACCUGAAAAAAAACGUAACUAACUAAUCGUUAUGUUUCCGUUUUUCAGUUACUUUAACUUUUUCUUCUUCUUUGUCGCUCUCUUUAUUUGCCGCCCAUGCUUUACCGCGAGGAUUAUACCAGAAACCGUAACCGUAAUAACAACUUCUGAAAAACACAACGCCACGUGGCACAAUUUCUCAAGUUUUCUUCACGCGGAACGAGGCAGCCACGUCAGCGGCAUGGCGGAGCUGAAGAAGUAUUUCCACCGUUUCGGUUAUCUUACUCAGCCGAACACGACGUCGAAUUUCACGGACAAGUUCGAUUCGAAAUUCGAGUCAGCGGUGUUACUCUAUCAGAAACAGCUCGGUUUGCCGUUAACCGGAAAACUCGACUCUGAAACUAUAUCAACGAUUGAGUCUCCGAGAUGCGGUGUUUCGGAUACCGCGACGCGUAGAAUACACGCCACGCGUCACUUUGCGUACUUUAACGGGAAACCGCGGUGGCUUCGUGGCUCUCCGAUGACUCUAAGUUAUGCUUUCUCACCGUAUGAUAUGAUCGACACGCUGAGCUUAUCGGACAUCCGAAUGGUUUUUGAACGUUCUUUUAAGCGGUGGGCGUCGGUUAUUCCGGUGAGUUUUCGUGAAACGGAGAAGUAUCAAUCGGCGGAUAUUAGAAUCGGAUUUUAUUUCGGUGAUCACGGUGACGGAGAACCGUUUGACGGUGUUUUGGGGGUUUUAGCGCAUGCUUUCUCUCCUCAGAAUGGAAGAUUUCAUUUGGAUGCAGCAGAGAAUUGGGCCGUUGAUUUUGAUCAUGAUGAUUCAAGGAUAGCCGUUGAUUUGGAAUCAGUUGUGACGCACGAGAUAGGUCACGUGCUUGGUCUUGGGCAUUCAUCUAUAAAAGAAGCAGUUAUGUACCCAAACAUAAGCCCAAGGAAGAAAAAAGUUGACUUGAAAAUUGAUGACGUGGAGGGAGUUCAAUCUCUUUAUGGUUCUAACCCAAACUUUAGUUUAAGUGCUCUGUUACAAUCUGAAAAUUCGUAUAAUCUUGCGGUUCGGUUAGGAAACGGUUUCUCUAAAUGGAUAUUCUCUUUAGAACUUGCCUUGUUGAUAUUAUUUUUGGGUUCUUGAGGAUUUACUCAUACGUAUAUUUUCAUUCUUUGAUCUAUGUGUGUAUGUAAAAAGAAAGAAUACGAAGGAUAGAAAGCAGAGUUGAAUCACAUGGGCUAAACCCUAAUGAUUCAUAGUUUAUGAUAUUUUAAGAUGUUUCUCUUUUUAUUUUUUUGUUAUACAACUUCAUAAUAGAUAUUUUUCUAGUCA
Lathyrus oleraceus (garden pea) is the source of this 1648-nucleotide messenger RNA. Its product is annotated as metalloendoproteinase 1-MMP. Gene Ontology annotation, molecular function: metalloendopeptidase activity; zinc ion binding. Lineage: Eukaryota; Viridiplantae; Streptophyta; Magnoliopsida; Fabales; Fabaceae. Gene Ontology annotation, cellular component: extracellular matrix. Bases 383 to 1459 code for a protein of 358 amino acids. The transcript has a single exon. The record is from RefSeq and is a predicted model, not a curated record. Gene Ontology annotation, biological process: extracellular matrix organization; proteolysis; collagen catabolic process.